AUGGGAUUUAAAAGUUGUAGAAUAGACCUGAUCGGCUGCACUUACGUCAAGAUGACGUUCAGUAUCAGUGGACAACCGAACAAUACGUACUUUGCCCGUUUGCACCAUAGCACUUAUAAAAUAUCAGCGAAUAUUGAUUUGCGUCUGAACUACGCAGAUUUCCUGAAGCUGAUAUUCACUGGCAUGGAUGAAUCAUAUUGCGGAGUUUUGCAAAGAAAGGAGAAGUCGAAAGAUUUCAAAACUUCGGAAUUGAUCAAAUGUGAGAAAUGGCUGUUUGGUUAUUUCCUGUGCCUAAGUAAACCGUACGAAAACUGCGACUAUGCGAUGAGCAGUCGGUGUAAGUAUUAUCACGACCGGUUAGAAUGUUUUAACAAACACAGCUUUGUGAUCAAACGCGAUGCCGAGCAACCGUACGGAAAAUGUCCUCAAACAUACAUUGACUUUUCGAAACCAUGCGUGUGCAAGACAUGCAGCUGGACUAUGUGGGGCUCAUGGUCAAAGCCAAACGGAACAUGUGGUCGGGUUGCUGCUCUGAGAUAUCGGCCAAGAGAUGGCAUGAAUGAAACGAUAUGUCAACAGAAUGAGACGAAGUCAUACUGCUGUGAAGACAUGAAAAUCAUUUACCUUGAAGACUGUCAUAAAGACAAGAUCGCGAUGGCACUUUUUGAAAAGAUUCCGAAGGGUAACCUUUUGCAAAUUUUGUAA
This is a messenger RNA of Soboliphyme baturini, 705 nucleotides long. The record is from the annotation of a GenBank genome assembly. NCBI's taxonomy places the organism in Eukaryota, Metazoa, Nematoda, Enoplea, Dioctophymatida, Soboliphymatidae.